Messenger RNA from Oryzias melastigma (Indian medaka), 2130 nucleotides. It is a transcript of the gene dnaja3a, whose product is annotated as DnaJ heat shock protein family (Hsp40) member A3a. Gene Ontology annotation, biological process: negative regulation of apoptotic process; response to heat; protein folding. Lineage: Eukaryota; Metazoa; Chordata; Actinopteri; Beloniformes; Adrianichthyidae. The transcript has 11 exons. Gene Ontology annotation, cellular component: mitochondrion. Gene Ontology annotation, molecular function: heat shock protein binding; protein kinase binding; ATP binding. Bases 152 to 1543 code for a protein of 463 amino acids. The record is from RefSeq and is a predicted model, not a curated record.
CGUCAUUCGUUAAUUAAUUAUUUCUAAAUAAACAUUUUUAUAUAUAGUUUAUUCAUUUUAUAAUAAGUAAAACAAAUUUGAUAAACCAACAAUAGUUUACAUUCCUUUUCUUUUUUUUUUUUCUUCACGUGACCCCCACUCCAUCCCUGACAUGCGCAGUACACACCGGAGAGCGGCCUCGGUCGGAAUGAUGGCGUCCUUAACUGUGCGGUGUUCCACACGUUGGAUCACAGUUGCCGUGUCCUCCGGACGCCAUAGAAUCGCCAGUGCAGUUUUAUCCUCUGACAAUGGAGAUAUUCGGCGUUUUUCUACUCUUGGGACCGAAAGGUUGUGGCGUAAAGGGAACUUCGUCUGCGGCGGUGCAGAAAAAGCGUUGACAUUGAGAGGUGUCAAAUUGCCAAAUGCCGUCUCCACGCUUUUAUUCCACACAAGCCCCCCCUCUAGUAGCAAGCAGGACUUCUACCAGAUCCUUGGGGUUCCUCGCACAGCAACCCAGAAGGAGAUCAAGAAAGCCUAUUACCAGAUGGCCAAAAAGUAUCAUCCUGAUACAAAUAAAGAUGACCCACAAGCUAAAGAAAAGUUUGCUCAGCUGGCUGAAGCUUACGAGGUCCUUAGUGAUGAAGGAAAGAGGAAGCAGUACGACGUGUAUGGCUCAACAGGCUUUGAUGCUGGUCAAGCUGGUCAAGGCCAACAUUACUGGAGCGGACAGACCACCAACGUAGACCCGGAGGAGCUCUUCCGCAAAAUCUUUGGAGAAUUUUCAGGAGGUCGGGGUUUCGGCGACUUCAAUGCCAUCUUUGAUCAACCACAGGAGUACAUCAUGGAGCUGACGUUCACCCAGGCAGCAAAAGGAGUUAACAAGGAAAUAUCUGUCAACAUAGACACCACCUGUCAGCGCUGUGAUGGUAAAGGCCAUGAGCCAGGCACCAAGGUCCAGCACUGUCACAACUGCAACGGCUCUGGCAUGGAAACUAUAAAUACCGGCCCAUUUGUGAUGCGCUCAACUUGCCGUCGCUGUGGGGGCAAAGGCUCAGUCAUUUCUACUCCCUGUAACUCCUGCCGCGGCACGGGUCAGACUAAGCAGAGGAAGACCGUGAUGGUUCCUGUGCCUGCAGGAGUGGAGGAUAACCAGACGGUCCGAAUGCCGGUUGGAAAAAAGGAGAUCUUCAUCACAUUUCGGGUCCAGAAAAGCCCAAUAUUUAGGAGGGACGGUGCAGACAUCCACUCUGAUCUUCAGGUGUCUGUGGCACAAGCCAUCCUGGGGGGCACGGCCAGAGCACAAGGCCUUUAUGAAACUCUUAAUUUGUCUAUCCCUGCAGGAAUCCAGUCAGACCACAGAAUUCGCCUUUCAGGAAAAGGAAUCGCUCGCGUCAGUGGAUAUGGCUUUGGAGAUCACUACAUCCAUGUGAAAAUAAAAAUACCCAAGAAUUUGACAGACAGACAAAAAUCAUUAAUAUCCAGCUAUGCUGAAGAUGAGACAGACAUAGAGGGGACAGUAAACGGCGUCACCGCCACAAGCACAGGGAAAAGAUCUUGGAACUGAAGCCUCAUCAGCUACUGAACACAGCAGGGAGGACAAUGCAAAGCAACAUGGACACAUCACAAGGAAUUUACAGAAAAAUAAUGAUGUUUCCUUUCUUUUUUUUUUUUGGACUAGUUAUUUAAGAAUUACCUACUCAGUCUGUUCUUAAAAUACAGAGGAUGCUUUUUUCCCUGUGGAUUAACAACAGAGAAAUGGCAGUGUGGCUGUAAAGACUCGUUUCUCAUGGCACCAAGUGCAGAGUCCACAGAGAAAUAAAUUAUUGUACAAGCAAAGUCUAAAGUUUUAUUUAGGAUUAAAUCAUUUUGUCACUUAUUAAGUUCUAAAGCUGCCAGUUGGUUCUUUUUUCAGGAUUAAAAUACUUCAAUCAUCUGUUAGGCAUUAUGAGUCAAACAGAAUGUCAGAAACUGUAGCAUCCACAUAAUACAGUGUCCUCUCUCAUGGUAACUAAAGGAAAUAAACCCUUCUCUGGAGUUUUAACCAUUAAUCUGCUCCUGUUUUACCUUUACAACUCAAUAGAACAUUAACAUACCUGUACGUCUGUGACAUAUGUGGUAAAGAAUAAAUAAAGCUGUCUCUGGGAAGUCUCA